CUCGCUAUGGCUUCCAAUCAGACCGCGGUCGCCGUUGGCUUGGAGGAUCUGAAAAAUGAAAACGUAGACUUUACGACUCUCGAGAACGCAUUCGGGCCCGAAUCUCUUGGUAUCAUCGUCGUUAAAGACCUGCCAGAGAAGUUUCAUCAGCUCAGGCGGGAUCUACUGUCAUACUCAUCCGCGCUUGCCAGCCUGCCCCAGGACGAACUGGAAAAACUCGAAAGCCCUGCCGCCAAAUGGCUUGUUGGGUGGUCAUGCGGCAAAGAAACGCUCAAGGACGGUCGCUACGACACGCUUAAAGGCUCCUACUACGUCAACUGCUCGCCAUCCUUUGACGAACAGCAGUCGUCCGUGGCCCAAAAGUACCCAUCGUUUCCAGAAUACACAGCACCAAACGUAUGGCCGUCUACUGAUUUACUGCCGGCAUUCGAAACCACGUUUCGGGAGCUCACCACCCUAAUCAUCGACAUCGCCGCUCUUGUUGCCCGGGCCUGUGAUAAAUAUGCCGAAGUCAACAUCGCCUCAUAUAAGAAAGGAUACCUUGAGCAUGUUGUGAAAACGAGCAUCUCGACCAAAGCGCGAUUGCUGCAUUACUUUCCCAGCUCACAGCCUGAGACGCCAAGUGACGGCACCAAUGAAGACGACUGGUGUGCAACGCAUCUCGAUCACGGCUGCCUCACGGGGCUGACAUCUGCCAUGUUCGUCGAUGAAGCAGCACACGCACCAAAAAUAGGAUCUUCGUUCUCGGCGUUGCCUGAACUCGAGCGAUCGCCAGACCCAAAGGCGGGCUUGUACAUCCACUCCCGCACAGGAGUCGUUACCAAAGUCGCGAUACCACGUGACUGCCUCGGAUUCCAAACUGGAGAAGCGCUGGAGAUCAUUACCCAGGGUAAGUUCAAGGCGGUUCCGCAUUUUGUGAGAGGUGCUGCAAGCGGAGCAGGGGGGAAGGUUGCGCGAAACACAUUGGCAGUGUUUACUCAACCGAACCUAUGGGAGAUGGUCGACGAGAAGAGGGAUUUCGCAGCCUUUGCGAAAGAGAUUGUGGAGAAGAACCAUUAG
Molecule: messenger RNA, 1059 nt
Organism: Periconia digitata
Lineage: Eukaryota; Fungi; Ascomycota; Dothideomycetes; Pleosporales; Periconiaceae
Source: the annotation of a GenBank genome assembly